Schizophyllum commune H4-8 is the source of this 168-nucleotide messenger RNA. RefSeq lists its product as uncharacterized. The annotation marks the transcript as partial. The record is from RefSeq and is a predicted model, not a curated record. The transcript has a single exon. NCBI's taxonomy places the organism in Eukaryota, Fungi, Basidiomycota, Agaricomycetes, Agaricales, Schizophyllaceae.
GUUGCAACAUACCCUACAGUUAUAGGGCACCUUGUUGCAACAAACCCCACUAAUUACAAGGCUAUGACUAUAACGAUUUGUUGCAACAUCUGUUGCAACAAAUCCCUACAGCUACAGGUACACUACUGGCCUGCCGGCCAUUGCCGAGCAAGCUGUUGCCGUCGCUGA